Molecule: messenger RNA, 827 nt
Organism: Ruditapes philippinarum (Manila clam)
Lineage: Eukaryota; Metazoa; Mollusca; Bivalvia; Venerida; Veneridae
Product: caveolin-1-like
Exons: 2
Coding region: 83-490 (135 amino acids)
Biological process (GO): caveola assembly
Cellular component (GO): caveola
Molecular function (GO): molecular adaptor activity
Source: RefSeq, a predicted model, not a curated record
CUGAAGAAGAUAAAGAUAUAAAGGCGAGAACAAAAAAAAUUCAAAAUCAGUUGCUGUUCAUUUUCAUGUUGGACAUUGGUGAAUGGUAUUAUCUGAACACAAGAUGGGUGUUGAUUUAGAAAACCGUGACCCGAAUGAUCUUAAUAACCAUAUCAGGGUUCAGUUUGAAGAUGUCCUUGGGGAGCCCGACGGUGUACGUUCCAUGGAAUGCGUUUGGGAGAACAGCUAUUCCUGUUUCGAAUGUGGCAAGAACCUUUGUUACAAGAUCUUGACCUUCCUUUGUGGGUUGUGUAUGGCUCUGGAAUGGGGUUGCUGUUUUGCCGGUAUCACAUUUCAAAACGUAUGGUUUUAUACCCCAUGCCUCAGAUGUUUCUCUAUAUGUAUGGGAUGUUUUCAAAGAUUCUUCGGAUCCUGUCUCAGUUGUUGUGUAGUACCUGUCUGUGAAUCUUGUGGAGCACUCUUCAGCAAAAUAAGGAUUGCAAAAAGUUAACUGGUAUCAACAAUAUAAUAGAAGAACAGCAAGUGGAUUAAAGGAAAGUGUGAUGUGAUAAAACAAAGUUUGAGCAUACUUUCUCAUCAAUAUCACAACUGAUAGAUAAGGGGAUAUAUUUAAACUUACGAUUGCUUUAAUUCUAUUACAGUGAAUGUUCCUUCUUUCCUUUUUUGAUUAAUUGUGUUAUUAUUAACAAAUUUGGAUCAAAGUAUUUGACACAAUUAAAUUUGAAUAUUUCUUUUCGGAUGAAAAAUAAAAAUUAAAUUAAAUGAAUAAUUUGUUUGUUCAGGUAAAAAUUAUGUGACCUUUGUUUUAUUCAAUAAUUCUAUUUAUU